Molecule: messenger RNA, 1928 nt
Organism: Moneuplotes crassus
Lineage: Eukaryota; Ciliophora; Spirotrichea; Euplotida; Euplotidae
Source: the annotation of a GenBank genome assembly
AAAGAUGUUUUUGAAAGAAGGCAGACACUCCAUGUCUAGUCUAUUAAAUCACAGAGCAAAGUUGUCUCAAAAUACUCAGGCUUUAAAAUAUUUCUCUUCAAAUCAGGUAAAAGAACAAGACGUUUUUAAGAAGCCUUUACCAUUUAAAGAGGAAUCAGCAGGCACUUCUGAACCAAACCCUUUGAGAGGAAGAACAUUCAAUAAGCUUACCGAUGGUGUUCAUGUGAGGUCCUCUUUUAACUAUGAUUCAUUUCCCAUGAAGUUGUACAACAGAGGGCCUGAUAUUUCCGAAGACAUAAAUCACUUGAUUAACUCCUCUUCCAAUGAGGUGUUCAAUAUAAACAAUAAGGAUAAAUACGCUUUGCCUCAAGAUAAUAAUCACUUUCACAAUCUUAAGGAUCUUCAGUGGGACAAUGCGAACUACUCUGUGGCUAAGGACCUCGAUUUCUAUCAACACAAGCUGAAGAGAAUAGAGAAUAAAUAUCAGAGCAAGGACAUCAUCCCUCAGUUAGCUAAUAAUUUGGAGAAAGUUAUGGAUUAUAAAGGUAUCUUCCCUGUUGAGAGUGUGAAUGAAAUCAAUCAAGGUAGACUAGGAGAUUACUUCCUGCGACUUCCUCAGUACUCACAGAUUGAUGAGUCCUGCAUCCCACCUUAUUAUCCACCCUCACAAGAUAAGCAGCUGUUGAAGAUAGCAGAAGAACAUGGAAGCAGGUUUGUAAUGUCUACGAGUACGAUUACAUCUGUUCUGGCUCAUAUGUAUUUCAUGAUUUCGAAUUUUAAGAGCCCUCAUUUCGCGAAUCUCAGCUAUGCUUACGACAAAGAGCCACUGAAGUUCAUGAUUUCCCAGAGGAAGCCCAACAGUAUAUUCCUUAAAAUGAUUGACCCAGAGAAGAAGAUCUAUGCUAUUGACUCUGACUCUGGCUUCUCAGAGCCCAGCAAUAUGGUACUUCUCAAAAUGGGGAAAUAUAUGGAGAAGAUGCUUCAAUACGAUGCUGAGGAGUUCAGGUCGAUGACAGGGCUCAAGCCGGGCACCACCCCUCAGGAAGACAAUGAGCAGGAUUACUUCAAAUAUUCUUUGUACAAUAACAUCCUUCUUAGGUCCCAGAUCGAUUGUCGAAGAGUUGAGGCAGAUGGAUCAGAAAGAGUCUUUGAAAUCAAGACUAGAGCUGCAGCUGUGCUCAGAUAUGAUAUUGAAAACUAUGUUGACUACCUCGGGUAUCAGAUUAUCAAAAAGAUCGGAAAACACUCCUCAUUCGAGAGGGAGUACUACGAUCUCAUCAGAGGAGGUUUCCUAAGGUACAUCAUGCAGUGUAAGAUCGGUGGCAUGGACGGAGCCUUCAUCGCAUAUCACAAUACUCAGAAGGUCUUCGGAUUUGAGUACAUCACUCUAAAAGAAAUGGAAGAAAGAAUUUUUGGGUGAGAGGAAUACUCCAAUCUUAUCUUCCAGGCAGGCCUGAAGCUAAUCGAGAACGUUCUGGACCACAUCCUGUCCGAAGUAGGCGAAGACCCAAAUCAAGUCCUUAAGCUUGGGUUCUACUCGAACGAGAGUAAAAACUCCCUUGAUAUCUUCUGAGAAAUAAUGGAUGAUGACAAGGUACUUAAGGAUAGGACAAAGAGUAUAUUCACUGAGAACAUCGAGGAGCCGAUAGAUUACUACGAGAGCUUAGGUAUUAAGCCAAGGGUGAUAAAGUUCACUGUGGGGGUGUACCCCAUCAUCAACGGGAUUCCCAUUCAUUAUUCCCCAAUUCUAUAUGAAAAAGGAGAUACCCUAGAUAUCAAAUACACUAUUGAUAAUUACGGAGUUGUCCAGUUUAACGAGUACAUGACCUUCCUGAGCGAAGCUUAUAAGUCCCAGAAGAUCAACAUUGACAAUGAGUAUGCAGGCACCUGGAGAUUCGGGUUCUAACUUUAAACAUCAAUUCAAUUUG